UUGUGUUUUUCUGCUUUCAACGGCUGCUCUCUUUCUCUUUUGCUCUGCUCUCGCUUUUCAUCUCGCAGCGAGAAUCAAAGUUUCUCUGUCACCGUCGAGACUUUGAAAGCCAGGUUCGCUCUUUGUUCUCUCCGUGUGGGUUUUAAACAUUUAACACUUUCUUUUGUUUCUUUGUGUUUCCUGUUGCAGAAAGUCAGCGAGAAGGUCGGUGGCGCGGAAGGAACCAAACUAGAUGAUGACUUCAAAGAAAUGGAAAAGAAGGUGGACAUCACCAGCAGAGCCGUGUUGGACAUCAUGACCAGAACUACCGAGUACCUACAGCCUAAUCCAGCCUCCAGAGCCAAGCUGAGUAUGAUCAGCACCAUGUCAAAGAUCCGCGGGCAGGAGAAGGGACCCGGGUACCCGCAGGCCGAGUCCGUCCUGGGAGACGCCAUGCUGAGGUUCGGACGGGAGUUAGGGGAGGAGUCCAGCUUCGGCCAGGCUCUGAUCGAUGCCAGCGAGGCGAUGAAGGAGCUGGGUGAGGUGAAGGACGCUCUGGACAUGGAGGUCAAACAGAACUUCAUCGACCCGCUGCAGAACCUCCAUGACAAAGACCUCAAAGAGAUCCAGCACCACCUGAAGAAGAUGGAGGGCCGGCGUCUGGACUUUGACUACAAGAAGAAGCGCCAGGGGAAAGGGGUCCAGGACGAGGAACUCAAACAGGCGCUGGAGAAGUUCGACGAGAGCAAAGAGGUCGCCGAGCAGAGCAUGUUCAACCUGCUGGAGAGCGACAUAGAGCAGGUGAGCCAGCUGGCAGCGUUGGUACAAGCUCAGCUGGAAUACCACACCCGCUCGGCCGAAAUCCUCCAACAGCUCGCCAGUAAAAUGGAGGACAGGAUAAAAGAAGUGUCCAAUAAACCGAGGAAGGAGUACACUCCCAAACCCCGAAUGACUCUGGAGCUGCUGCCGUCCAGCGAGAGCCACAACGGGGGGAUCCACUCGGCCAAGUCGCCCGGAAGAUCACUAGCCCCCAUGGACCAGCCGUGUUGCCGAGCGCUCUACGACUUUGAACCAGAGAACGAGGGCGAGCUGGGCUUCAAAGAGGGCGACAUCAUCACCCUGACCAAUCAGAUCGACGACAACUGGUACGAGGGCAUGAUCAACGGCCAGUCGGGCUUCUUCCCCAUCAACUACGUCGAUAUCCUGGUGCCGCUCCCCCAUUAGUUCCCCCCCCCACCAAUGACCUGACCCUCAAACCCCUCGACUAAUCCAGACACCCUGAAAAACAUAAAACCACGCCCUCCUUCUACUUCUUCUUCCUGUGCUUUUUGUGCGAUUCUGCUUUCACAAAAACCGGACUGCAAUGGCGGAGACGGGGAUGGACGAGACGAGGCAGUGGGACGGG
This is a messenger RNA of Perca flavescens (yellow perch), 1384 nucleotides long. RefSeq names its product endophilin-A1. Gene Ontology annotation, biological process: synaptic vesicle uncoating. The transcript has 8 exons. The record is from RefSeq and is a predicted model, not a curated record. The coding region runs from base 250 to 1203 and encodes 317 amino acids. NCBI's taxonomy places the organism in Eukaryota, Metazoa, Chordata, Actinopteri, Perciformes, Percidae. Gene Ontology annotation, cellular component: presynapse; glutamatergic synapse; cytoplasm. Gene Ontology annotation, molecular function: protein binding.